Messenger RNA from Trametes versicolor FP-101664 SS1, 1388 nucleotides. Its product is annotated as peroxisome membrane protein. The transcript is spliced from 6 exons. Lineage: Eukaryota; Fungi; Basidiomycota; Agaricomycetes; Polyporales; Polyporaceae. Gene Ontology annotation, cellular component: peroxisomal membrane. The record is from RefSeq and is a predicted model, not a curated record. Gene Ontology annotation, biological process: peroxisome organization. Bases 89 to 1183 code for a protein of 364 amino acids.
CCGCCAUCGUCUCCAUCCUCUCGACCCCUCCGGGUCGCCUCCCGACUGGCACCUGCUCCUCGUUUCUCCCUCUUCUGUCUUUACUUCAAUGUCGUCUGCGUUGGCCCAGUAUGAAUCCUUUCUCGUCGCCCAUGUCUCUACCAUAUCCAGUCUCGAGUCCUCCCUGAGGUCAAUUACGUGGAUUCUCCCGGGAAGGUUCAAGGAUGCUGAACUCGCGUCGGAAGCUCUCUCCGCACUUCUCAAUGUCAUGAGCAUGUACCAUGAUACGCUCCUGGCCAAAGUCGCGCAGACAGAUCCCAAGUACAAGCCUUUGAUCCCCACCUCUCCCCAUACGCGAUAUACUCGGGCAUGGUGUGACAAGGAUUCGAGGUACAAAUGGGCUGCCCGUGCGCUCGAGCUGCUUCGCUUUACCGAGCUGCUUGUGGAGAUGGGCCUGCGCCGCAAGGUUUCGCGAAGCACCCGCUGGCGAGGGAUCGUCGUUCUCGAGGCCAUAAAAGCGCUACUGCGGCUUGUACUGCUCCGUAUCACACGACGCCCACUGCUGCUGCCCUCGCUCCCCGAGCGCGAAUUUGAUCCUGAGAACAUCCCGUCGGGAUCGGACACGUCCUCGCCCACACUGGCGCCCUCGUCGCCGCCCUCGUCGGUGCUUUCGACCCCAGAGCACCUCAAGAACAACCAUAUCCCCCUCCCUGUCCACCCGCUGCUCACCCCGCCCCCGCCCACCCAAUCUCCUAUCCCCGUAGAGGAGUUCCUCCUCCCCAAGGCUCUGACGACUGCGUCUGUGAAAGCUCCGACUUCGCUUGUGAAGCCGCUCGCGAGCCCCAAGGAAUGGCUGUCAGAGAUCAUCUAUCACGUCCGACCGCUGGUGUAUGCUAUCAUGCUAUCGUCUGGGCGGAAGGACACGAAGCCGCUCAUGACGGCGCUGGCCAUGGAGCUUCUCGCGCUCAAUCUCCGACGCGUACCCACCCAGUCUGCUGCUCUGGAACGCUCGGAGUACGCACGCAGGGACCGCGAUAUCAUAUGGUACCUCUUGAGAGGAUCUCUCUGGGAGGGCUGGACCAAGCCGAAGUUGGAGAGCAUCGCGGAGAAGACCGCGCGCGCCCCAUUGGUCGGCGUCUUUGGGGCUUUGGUGAAGGACUGGAUACCGCUGAUCGACGAGUAUUAUUAUUACACUGCUCCGUAGUUCUAGGGUUUCGCGCGUUCGGAUAUGCUCAUCUUGUCUCGUACAGAUAUAUACGUGUACUACUUCCUCGAUCUUGCCUGUCAUAUUCUGGGGAGAUGCGCUUUCUCGCACACAGGAGUGAGCUUGGUCCCGGCUAGACUUGCACAGAAGUCUAUCUCACCGCACGCCAGGCGAGUUAUGUCUUGUGUGGGGACAUAAUUCCAAC